AUGGAGAGAUCAAACAACAUAGAGUGGAGAAACAACUUCUAUGGCCGUUCAAGAACUUCACCAUGGAGCUAUGGAGAUUAUGAUAAUUACCAACAGGAUCAUCAGUAUCUUCUAGGGUUUCCAUGGCCACCAAGAUCCUAUACAUGCAGCUUCUGCAAAAGGGAAUUAAGAUCGGCUCAAGCACUUGGUGGCCACAUGAAUGUUCACAGAAGAGAGAGAGCCAGACUCAGAUUACAACAGUCUUCAUCAUCAUCUUCAACACCUUCUCCUCCUUACCAUAAUCCUAAUUACUCUUACCCUGCCAUGGCUACGUCUCAUCCUAUAACCCUAUUCCCAGCCCUUUCUCCUCCUUCCUCACCUGGUUUUGGACCAUGUUUGACCCGUUCCUUGAGCCCCAAGUCUAAACAUCUACCAGAAAACGCUUGUGAGACUAUGAAACCACCUCUUGUAGUCGAGGCUGAGGAAGCUAAAAGGUUGUGCAAGAACGAUGCUCACAAGUUCUUGAAGAAUGGUGAAAUCAUCAGUUUGAACCUCGAGAUUGGUGUGAUCAACGAGUCAGAGCAAGAUCUAGAUCUGGAGCUCCGUUUGGGUUUUGCUUAG
This is a messenger RNA of Brassica oleracea var. oleracea, 600 nucleotides long. RefSeq names its product transcriptional regulator SUPERMAN-like. Lineage: Eukaryota; Viridiplantae; Streptophyta; Magnoliopsida; Brassicales; Brassicaceae. The record is from RefSeq and is a predicted model, not a curated record. The transcript has a single exon. The coding region runs from base 1 to 600 and encodes 199 amino acids.